ACUCUAUUCUCUAUGGUAAAGUGUAAAGUUGUCAGUGUCAGGGAACCUACAACAUUUACGAAUUUCGAAAACGAUUUUUAGUAAAUUCAACUAUUUAAUUUACUUUAUUUACAGGUUUUCAAUUAAUUUUAAUUCAAACUCUUAAAAAUGGCACUAUCUAUGUUCCUGCGUAGUCCAGCCUUCACAAGUCGCUUCCAGCAGCAGUGCAUGCGCCUCGCGACGCAGUCCCACUCACACUCCAGCACACCCACAAUAGUACCUCUCAAAAAUAUUGUCACACUUGAUGCAAAGAAAUCCACACCCAUUUUAAAUUCAGUGCGAGCUUUUCGCACAUCAGUGGUCCGUUCAGCGUUACAUGAUGAGAAGCCCCAUGACCAUGCCAAGCUGUGGGUAGUCGAGAAAGCAACUGCAGCCAUUUUGGUACCACUCAUUCCACUUGCUCUGGUGCUGCCUAACAAGCUGUUUGAUUCGGUGCUAGCCAUACUGAUCACUGCACAUAGUUUUUGGGGUCUAGAGGCUAUCGCAGUGGACUACGUUCGAGCCUCAGUGGUAGGUCCAGUGCUCCCCAAAGUUGCAAUAGGCCUUGUCUACUUGAUCUCCAUCGCGACACUCGGCGGACUGUUCUACGUCAUCUUCCACGACGUCGGCAUAGGUGGCUCGGUCAGGCAACUGUGGUCUGUCAAGUCCCAGAAACAGGUCUAAAAUUAUUGUUUACACAGCUUAGGUGGUCCACGAAGAGCCAUGGCCCAUUACUCAGUCGCGCUAUAUUUAAAAAUGUAAUCUGUGGUCGCACUCCCGUCAUUUUGACGUCUGUCGCAUAGAAUUAGUAGGUACUCCGCACAACGUACUUACUAAAUCCGUGGUCCGUUGACAGACAAUGAAGUUUCGAUGUACGUUAACUAUAGAAAACAAGAGCACGAGCUACAAAGUGGUGCGUCGUUGCAACGGAGCGCGACUAAGCAAUGGGGCGUGGCUUUUAGUCUGUAUAUAAAGAGUGGAAGAUUUUAUGUCGGCGUCCUCUAGUACAUAUAAUUGUUGUUUGGAAGCAAUUAGGCACCUUUGGAUUAUAAUUUAGAACAGUACUAACUAAUGAUUGGUACAUAUAAAAUAUUGGAUUGUAAUCUGUUUCGUAUUAAUAAUAAAAAAUAAAUACAAUAAUAAAUGCGGGUGCUGUGCCCUAUUGGUUGGCAACACUGGGUGUUAAUCAACCAAUCUUGACCUUUAAAUUUGGUAUUUCAAUACAAAAAAAAAUUGUCAGAUCCGUUUUCUACUUUUUAUAAACAAACUGAUCUAAUUAUUUGUUCAAUAUUAUUGUUUUCUCCUCAUUAAAGAUAAUUAUUUAAAAACAAAGAGACGACUCGCAUUUAUCUCUCGCAUAUGCGGGGCUGAGGCAGACGGGUGGUGAAACGAUUGCGUCGCCCUUUUCCUAACGGACAAAUUAAGGCUCGUUACUUUACGUGAUAUCGGUGCUCCUUUCACACCCACACAAGUUGAUACUGGUUCUAUACUUGGUCUCUGGUAAAGUUUGAGAUUGGACAAAGAGUUGGAUGAGGACCAUACAGAAAUAGGAAUAAUAUGGUGUAAGAAAUAUCAUCUCCUGUAUUUAUGUAUAUUUCGGAACAGUAAAUGUUGCUGGCACUUUAAAAGCAAGCCUACAAAUAUUCGAACGGAAAUUCGAUUGUGUAUAAUACGCUGCGGUGAUUAUGAUAUUUUUAUUGGUAUUUGUGGCCUAAACGAAUAGCACAGAUAUAUAAAUGCUCUGAAAUUAACCGUAAAUUAUCACAAGUUAGGUGAUCUACACGCAGUCUAUAGCGAUAAGCUUCGUGACAAAUGUCAGUGUCAACAGUCGCAAUUGACAUUUCAGAGAGGCUGUAACGUUUGGGACUAUGUGCUCCUUAAUGUUGCCCGAGUAUUUUUUUUCAGCUACGUAAUGUAUUAUCUGUAAUUGUUAUAAUCUCUCUUAUUUUACGCAAAAAUUUUACAUUUUGCACAGUUUUGUGUUGUUUUUGGUAAAUAUUUUUCUAUUUCGACACACGAUCUUAAAAAUAUGCAUGGGUAAUGCUAAUUAAUUGUAUUUAUAUACAGAAAAUAUGUUUAUUUUCCCAUGCGCUGUAAUUUUUUCUACCAUUUUAACAAUUUUUCAAGGAUUACGAGUUUCGCGCGUAUCUUGUAUUCAAUAUUGUUUAUUACCUCAUAUGUUGGAUGGACUUUUUUUUCUUUCUUCUUAGAAUAAAUUCAUAAAAAGAGAGAGAUUUAGUGCCAUUUUGUAACAAUUGUAGAUAAUAUACCAAGCGUGGACUGGGUUUUGACAAAUAUCACGUUACAUUUUGGUUUGUAUAAUUUGGCUUUGUACCUGCAAUUUUAGUUUCCAUAGAGAUCUAAGGCCUGUUUCAGCACUUUAUGAUAAAUUAUCUUCCAGAUAAACUAACUGGUAUAAUCCGCAGUAAUUGGUCGUUAGUCCUAAGACUUUUGAAACACAUGUUAAUAGACUAUCAGACACUUUAUCAGCAAACGGCGAAACAGGCCUUAAAUCUUCAAAAAUCUCGUUGCCAUUGAAGACAAUACAAGAGUGUAUUUAGCACAAUUUAAUCGUGAUUUUUUUUACAAUAAAGUAUUACGGCGAAAUGUUUUUCCGAAACGUGCUGUGAGCAACGCUGAGUGGAUCUAAUGUUGUAAAUUAAUUUAUUGAAAUACUUAUUAAAUGAUUUAGAUGGAA
This is a messenger RNA of Plodia interpunctella (Indianmeal moth), 2716 nucleotides long. RefSeq names its product Succinate dehydrogenase, subunit D (gene SdhD). Lineage: Eukaryota; Metazoa; Arthropoda; Insecta; Lepidoptera; Pyralidae. The coding region runs from base 148 to 702 and encodes 184 amino acids. The transcript is spliced from 4 exons. Gene Ontology annotation, biological process: tricarboxylic acid cycle; mitochondrial electron transport, succinate to ubiquinone. Gene Ontology annotation, cellular component: mitochondrial envelope; membrane. The record is from RefSeq and is a predicted model, not a curated record. Gene Ontology annotation, molecular function: heme binding; ubiquinone binding; succinate dehydrogenase (quinone) activity.